GUACCAGCCACGCCAAAAAGGAGCAAACGAAGACUGGUACGGAUCGAGCGAGCUGUCCAAAUCAAUUUCACGCCCUUGAUGAUGCCCGAUGAUGCCAUCUGUCCGAGACACUAUUAGGGUUUUGCUUGCGAUUCUGUAUAAAAGAGCAAUGUUCCAUCAUUUUCACUCUUUUACUUUGAGCUUAGCUCUUUCUUAGUCUCUCUCUCAGUCGUCUCCGGGAUAAGUGAUUGAAGAUGUCUCGAGACUGCCAUCCAAAUUUCGUACGAGCAAUGAAUGCCCAAGAAGAGCAUGAUGCAUCUGAAAGGGCGGCUAUGGUAGCUGUUAAUCUGAUAAGCUCUGCUCGGCUUUUACUGGAGCUGGACAGUGAGUUCACUGAGUACCCAGCUCAGUUUUUGGUGGACAACGCUGGUCCCAAGAAGGAGGGAGAUGUGGAUCAGCAACGUGGCCCAGUGACUAUCCAAGACUGCAUUGACUACUUGGCGGAGAUCUCCCUUCCCAAGAAGGAAGGAGAAACGGAGCAACAACGCCCCGAGCUAACCGUCAAAGACUGUCUUGAGUGUGCUUUCAAAGAAGGGAUACCGAGAAGUGAACACUGGGGACAUUUGGGAUGUGUGUUCAAGGUUCCCCCAUUUGCUUCUCUCAUGCCUCGCGUUCCCAUGAAAGGAGAGGUGAUUGAGGUUAAGAAACUGGAAGAAGCAUGUGAGUUGAUGAAGCAUCAACCAGUAGGAGCAAAACUGCAUGUCUUCAGUCCGCAGAUUGAUCGUGUUGGAGAUGGAGUUUACGACGGCCCGCCAGCUGCUUCAACAAGCUAUGUCGGACUCAGAGACGUGAUGAUAUGCGGAGUGAAGAAGUUUGGAAAAGAUACUGUUGCUGAUGUGAAGAUUUGCUACAAGAAGAAGACUUCCUUUAUCAACGUGUCUCUGAGCCGUAUGUUUCUCGGUAUACCCAAAAAUGGCGACGACUCUCAGGUCAUCGAGCCUACGGGUCUUCUUGUUGACUUCAUUGUCCCACGCUUAUCUAAGUAGACAGGAACGUAGUUCUUGGUAAGUAUCUAGAGACUAAUAUGUUAGUUGUGGUCCUGUAAUAAGAACGUCUUAUUAGACUUAUUCUCUGAAGCUUAGUAUCAUGAAAACCAUAUGCUAGUUUGUUUGUAUCCCGAAAUUAAGGAUAUUCUAGGAGACUUUUUAA
Molecule: messenger RNA, 1188 nt
Organism: Eutrema salsugineum
Lineage: Eukaryota; Viridiplantae; Streptophyta; Magnoliopsida; Brassicales; Brassicaceae
Product: protein HEAT-INDUCED TAS1 TARGET 4
Exons: 4
Coding region: 234-1025 (263 amino acids)
Source: RefSeq, a predicted model, not a curated record